AUGCGCACACCAACCCACGAAACCUCCGUCGAGGACUUCUGGCAGACCUACGUCGGACCUCUUGGCUACCAACGCGUCUCCUCUCGAGACAUGAGGGACAUACUCAAGCGCCUGAGAAGUGAAGGUCAUAUAAAAUGCGGGAAAUGGAGCAGUCUGAAGCCACAAGAGGGGCUCAUGGCCGAUAGCGCAUACAAGACUUCUCUCGUCAAGGUCGUCAAUGCUGUGCUCAAGGCCGCUGCUACAUGCCCCUCCGGUCGCUUCUCAACGGACAAAAGGACGACUCUGUUCGAAAGCCGAUCUCAGUAUGAGGAGUUGCGCGAGGUACCCGGCGCCGGUACCCAUGACCCCGAGUCCUUUCAUGUUGAUGCCCUUCACCAUCUACGUGAGUCCACGUACGUGCCCGGCGCUCGCUCGGGCAAUGCCUGUUGCAACCGCAUUCAAUCUCGGAGGCACAAGCGCCUCAUCAACACGGCCGACGUGGUGUCUUCAUGGCAGAUCAAAGCCAAGUGCGGAAGCACGUACCUCGACCCAAGCUACAAGACCUGCGCCGCUGCGGGACAGUAUCUCUACGCCGACAUCCGUCGGAAGUUCCACUUUGCGAUCACCAUCGAGGGCACGCAGGCGCGCCUCUGGUGCCACUCUCGUUCGCUCUCGGUCGUCACCGAGAUGUUCGACAUUCAUACGAGUAAAGAAGAGCUCAUCCAAUGGAUCUUGUUCGUCUCCUUCGCCACCGAACACCAACUCGGCUUCGAUCAGACCGUCGCCCGCGUCGCCGACAAGACGAAGCGGUGGCAAUACCAGUUUGACAUUCCUCAAAGCGACAACACUGUCCGCACGUAUCAGACGAUCGACACAUUGUAUGAGAGCUGCACCGCGUCGCUCGGGCAUGGCGCCCUGCGUGUCUACAAGGUCAAGCGCGUGACGGAGAAGGGCAAAGCCGACACAUUCUCCAGAGAGGACAAGCAGGUGUAUGUUCUGCGCGACUGCUGGCUUCUGGACGACGAGGGCAUCAAUCUGGAAACGGAAGACCAACAGGCUUUGAAGCGCGCUCUUCAGGCAUGUACACAGUCGAAGGAGGAGCUGGACGAAGUCUCGCGACAUUUCAUGCAAAUCGAAGCCGAAGGCGUCGUCGAAAGGGAAGAGCUCAAGCUACUGGGUCGCAAGCACCGUCGAACACUCUUCCGACAUGUCUGUGUCGAUCUGUACAAGAUUCGCGAUCCUGCGGUCUUCUUUUUCGCCCUCGACAAGGCCGUAUUUGUGCUCGAUUGGUUCCGUCGCAUCGGCUGGAUGCAUCGCGAUAUCAGCCCAGGCAAUAUCAUGGUACGACGCCUCUCUGAGACGUCCACCGGGCCCUUGUGUGAGCGCUACAUGGCGCAUCUCGCUGACCUCGAGUGGUGUCGAGAAUACUCCAAGAUCUCUCCGCAGGAGUUUGUAGCGGGAACAAUGAGAUACAUGGCCUUCGAAGCACUGAAUGACAGGCACAUGUUCACACAGGGAAGCAAGAAGAUCAAGCUGGCCGACACGUAUUUCGUGCAAAACCCUCUCCAUGAUCUCGAGUCUACCCUCUGGAUGGCCCUCGAGUUCGCUAUGUGCUACGUGCCUCGCCGAUUGCUCUCGACGAAGUUUUGUGAGGACCCCUCCUCGACGUUGGUGUCGUUGGAGCGCCGAUGCAAUGAUCUGUUCCCCCAUUCGACGCCAGCGACAUGGGAACGGACCAUGUUUCUGUUGAAGGCUCCCUCAUGGAAGGAGGUCGAGUCGCUGCUUCGCAAAAUUCAUGGUGACGACUCCCCUCUGACCAGACUUCCGAGCCUCCUCAUCGAUCUCACGGGCGUCCAUGAGGCCGUGGAGAAGCGGAUUGACUAUGAUGGUUAUCAGUUCGACGACGAUGGUGCUCAGAAGCGCAUGCCGAAGGAACUGUUCGACGAGCAUGCGAAGAUCUACGACGACGUGCGUGCGGUCUUCCAGACGAUAUCGCGGUACUACGCCGACGUCGAGGGUCAGGACGCCUUCGUGCCGCUCGGGCGAGUCGACCUUUGCACGGGCAAAAUAUUUGCAGAGCCUGACAUAACGCCUUCCGAGGGCUCCGCAUGCGAGGCUAUGAACGUUGACGAGGAAGAGCAAGACGAGGAUCGGGAUGAGCAGGACAACCAUCAGCCGAGGACGACCAAGCGCAAAGCGCCAGAUGAGGAAGCGGCUUUGCCACGUCGCCCGAAGCGCUUGCGGACUAGGGCCCCGCCUGACACCCCGCUCCAAACGCAUAAGCGGACAAAGGUCCACCAAGCGGAAAGCGGCCGGCAGGCGCUUCGUCGGUCCGCGCGUUUAGUGGCACGAAACAAUAGAUGA
Schizophyllum commune H4-8 is the source of this 2343-nucleotide messenger RNA. RefSeq lists its product as uncharacterized. The coding region runs from base 1 to 2343 and encodes 780 amino acids. NCBI's taxonomy places the organism in Eukaryota, Fungi, Basidiomycota, Agaricomycetes, Agaricales, Schizophyllaceae. The transcript is spliced from 5 exons. The record is from RefSeq and is a predicted model, not a curated record.